GCAACGACGCUCUCACUGGUGUUUCCGUUCCCGGAAGAAGUUUAGAGGGAAAGGGGUUUUUUUUUUUCCAAGGACAUGGCCAAGGACGUCGAGGUGGUGGAGCAACACGGGGAGUUCCGCGGCAAGGACUACCGCGACCCGCCGCCGGCGCCCCUGGUGGACGCGGAUGAGCUCACCAAGUGGUCCUUCUACCGGGCCAUCAUCGCCGAGUUCGUCGCCACCCUCCUCUUCCUGUACAUCACCGUGCUGACGGUGAUCGGGUACAAGAGGCAGGCCGACACGGGCCACGGCGGGGACGUCUGCGGCGGCGUCGGCAUCCUCGGCAUCGCCUGGGCCUUCGGCGGCAUGAUCUUCGUCCUCGUCUACUGCACCGCCGGCAUUUCUGGGGGGCACAUAAACCCGGCGGUGACGUUCGGGCUGUUCCUGGCGAGGAAGGUGUCGCUGGUGCGGGCCAUCCUCUACAUGGUGGCCCAGUGCCUCGGCGCGGUGUGCGGGUGCGGCCUCGUGAAGGCCUUCCAGAGGGCCUACUACGAGCGGUACGAGGGCGGGGCCAACAUGCUCGCGGACGGCUACAGCAAGGGCACCGGGCUGGGCGCCGAGAUCAUCGGCACCUUCGUCCUCGUCUACACCGUCUUCUCCGCCACCGACCCCAAGAGGAAAGCUCGGGACUCCCACGUCCCCGUGUUGGCGCCGCUGCCCAUCGGAUUCGCGGUGUUCAUGGUCCACCUCGCCACGAUCCCGAUCACCGGCACGGGCAUCAACCCGGCCCGGAGCUUCGGAGCUGCGGUGAUGUACGACAAGGAGAAGGCGUGGGAUGACCAAUGGAUAUUCUGGGUGGGGCCAUUCGUUGGAGCGGCCAUUGCAGCCUUCUAUUACCAGUUCAUCCUGAGAGCUGCAGCUUUCAAGGCUCUUGGUUCCUUCACGAGCUCUUCCACCUUGUAAUUACGAAUAAUGCCCUCAAGACAUCAUCAGAAGGCUAAUCACAGAGGGGAGAGAGAGAGAGAGAACUUUGGUUCUUCAUGUGUUGUGUAAAUUGUGGGUCAGCAGUACGUACUGUGUGCUUGAGGCACUGGGUUUUUCAUUUUACGUGCCUAAGUAGUGGUGAGUUUUCUUAGUUCUGUUUUUCAUUUGGGUCAUUGUGGAACCAUGAAGUCCUAUGAAAAUGCGAGUUUAAUGCACUUUCUCCAAAUGCCACUUACUUUACCUUAUCAAUGUGCCGAAUGAGUUGCGGGCCUGAAGUCCUUUUCA
This is a messenger RNA of Syzygium oleosum, 1248 nucleotides long. Its product is annotated as aquaporin PIP2-2-like. Gene Ontology annotation, cellular component: plasma membrane. The transcript has 4 exons. Gene Ontology annotation, molecular function: water channel activity. Gene Ontology annotation, biological process: transmembrane transport. The coding region runs from base 76 to 942 and encodes 288 amino acids. Lineage: Eukaryota; Viridiplantae; Streptophyta; Magnoliopsida; Myrtales; Myrtaceae. The record is from RefSeq and is a predicted model, not a curated record.